Trichoplusia ni (cabbage looper) is the source of this 2026-nucleotide messenger RNA. RefSeq lists its product as uncharacterized. Bases 256 to 1272 code for a protein of 338 amino acids. The transcript is spliced from 5 exons. Gene Ontology annotation, biological process: negative regulation of transcription by RNA polymerase II; transcription by RNA polymerase II; positive regulation of transcription by RNA polymerase II. Gene Ontology annotation, molecular function: transcription coactivator activity; core promoter sequence-specific DNA binding; protein heterodimerization activity. The record is from RefSeq and is a predicted model, not a curated record. Gene Ontology annotation, cellular component: nucleus; negative cofactor 2 complex. NCBI's taxonomy places the organism in Eukaryota, Metazoa, Arthropoda, Insecta, Lepidoptera, Noctuidae.
UAUCUAUAAAUUAUUUAAACUAUAUUUUUUAUGCCUCAUGAAUUAAAUUCCCAUGAUUUUUAAUUGGAUUACGUGGAUAAUCUUAAUCUGGCUAUAAAAAAUGGUGGAGAAACUGUCAAAUUCGUAUAUAAAUGAAGUAGGCUGCGAACGUCCCCCUUUUAUAACCUCAAAAAUGCGCGAGAAGUAUUAACAUUCUGAUGGUGAAGUGAGCUAAUUUUAUUAUUUAAUUGGUGUUUAAGUGAACGGAUUAUCACAAUGCCUUCUAAAAAGAGAAAAUACAAUGCAAGGUUUCCUGCCGGGCGAAUCAAGAAGAUUAUGCAGACUGACGAGGAAGUGGGGAAAGUUGCCCAAGCUGUGCCAAUCAUAAUCUCUCGUACGUUGGAGCUGUUCGUCGAGUCGUUACUUGGCAAGGCGAUGCAGGUGACGGUGGCCCGGAGCGCGAAGACCCUCAGUCCUUCACACGUUAAGCAGUGCAUCCUCGCCGAGUCCAAGUUCGACUUUCUAAGAGACCUGGUCAAAAACAUCCCAGAUGUUUCGGCGGCCGAAGAGAAAGAAAUGAUGAGCGCAGAAAGUUCGCCAAAUUCCUCAAGAUUUUCAGACAUGACGGUUCCUCCUCGUAGAAUAGCAAGAGAAGACUCAAAUAGUUCGAGCAGUUCCGACGUCAAACUAGUAUGCAUUCAAACUCCUAAGGAUCCGCUAAAGCGAGCGCUAUCCACAGAAACCGACCUACCCCUAAAAACUCCAAAAACCGAAACCGUAACUUCAACCUCAAUAGAAACAGCCAUCGACCUAUCAAAGAAGGCUGUCGAAGAAAAACCGGUUGUUACCGCAAACUUUUACCAAGAAACGUUACUAACAGAUGAGGUGCAGCAUAGGAGCGUAAUCAAACUCAAUCCCACGUAUACGAGUCCUCAACCCUCAACAAGUUACACCCCAGAACCCUUAAAGAUAGAUAUGGUACCAAAACCAGCUGUCAUUGAGAAACCAGUAGUGACACCUAGGACACCAAUUACACCGGUCACGCCAAUACUAAAUAUAGAUUUUACUAAAAACUUUGCCAACCCAGAGAUAAAGCUACUGGAUACGGCGAUUACUGUGGGCGUGGCUAACGUUCCUAAGAGGGACACGAUUAGACAAGUCUACAGACAGAAUUCUAGGACAGCGAAGCCUGAAGUGAAGAAAAUAGAUGUGAAACCAGUCCAAGCUCAUCCAGUAGAUAUAGACAGUUUGAAUUCAGGCAACCUACAGAUAGAUGAAGACUAUGAUACCUGAAUAUGUUCGUAAGUUUGAUUGUUUUUGUUUUUCUUUUUGUUUGGCGCGGCGUUUGUUGUCCGUAUUUGUUUUUUUUUUAUUCUCCCGGCCUGUAUUAUGUGAUUUUAUUUCCCAUUUGGGAUGUUGACGGGGUAUGAAAAGUUUAAUCUAUUUUGUUCGUCAGUUGGAUGAUAUGAAAUGAGACAAGAUUUUCUUUGGUGAUUUACCAAAAAACUGCUUAGAUGAAGCGAAUUAAGAUUAGCAGUGUGGGCUUGUUACGUCACACACCGUAUUAUUUGGUAGGGACUUGUGACGUCACAUUACAUUUAAAAUCUUCGUUGCCACAUUUCAUAACUCCACUUGACAGACAUAUUUUUUUGUUAGUCAGCAUCCUAGAAUAGUAAUAGAAAUCAGUAGAACUAUGUUAUUAAACCACAUAAUAUUAUACAUUAACACACAAAAAGGACUUUGUAUAUCCUUACAAUGAGUAUUCGAUUUUAAUAUUGUACGAAUCAAUCAUAAAAAGUGUUUUAAUGGAUAAGUAGGUUCAAACUCUAACGUAUUUAUAUCUGUAACCCAAAAAUAUAAUAAUCAGUAUCCUAUAAUUGUAAGAAUUAAAAACCGAAUUGUGUAAAUUUAAGGGUAUAACACAACUUGAUACGGUCAGCAAAAAAGUCUAUAAACAAAGUAAUAUUUUCACAACACUGAAACUUAAAAAAAAAAAUACUAGGUUAAAAUAUAGUGGGAUGUGAACUUCCAAUCCCUUUUAAAGUAA